AUGGUUGCCACCUACACCAUCGCUGGCCGUCAAGUCGGCAGCCACUACCUUGCCAUGGGCUGGCUCGCCACCUUUGCUGGCGGCAUCUACUACGUCGCAUCUGGCCCCAAGGCCCCUGCAGCCAGCACCGCUGCCCCUCCGAUCAACGCCGCCAGCUCCGACGAGGCCGACUUCAUCAAGAAGUUUAUUGAGCAGGCUGAGAAGAAGAACUAA
This is a messenger RNA of Beauveria bassiana ARSEF 2860, 213 nucleotides long. RefSeq lists its product as uncharacterized. Gene Ontology annotation, biological process: proton motive force-driven ATP synthesis. The coding region runs from base 1 to 213 and encodes 70 amino acids. The record is from RefSeq and is a predicted model, not a curated record. NCBI's taxonomy places the organism in Eukaryota, Fungi, Ascomycota, Sordariomycetes, Hypocreales, Cordycipitaceae. The transcript is spliced from 3 exons.